AUGGACGUGGCAACUAAACUAUUGUUGGCGAUGCUAUUAAUUAAAAAAAAGAAACGUAAAAAUACACCGAGAAGAUUCUGGGUGCAUCCAUUGCUUCCAGAAAGACCGAACAGAGGAUUAUUUUAUACACUGUUUGAUGACUUGGAAGGAGAUGAUGAAAAAUUCUUUUCAUAUUUUCGUAUGUCGAAGAAUACAUUCAAAGAACUUUUAUCUGGUAUCAAAAAUAAUAUAACGAAACAAGAUACUGUCAUGAGGAAGUCCAUUCCUCCGAAUGAAAAACUAGCUUUAACUCUGAGAUAUCUCGGGUCUGGAUACACGCUGAGCGAUCUUCACAUCGAUUAUCGCAUUGGAUUAUCAACAAUAUCUAACAUUGUUCGAGAAGUAUGCGAAUCUCUCUGGGCUGCAUUUAAAAAAAGUUGUUUCCCUACAAUCACGGAAGAACUACUAGCAAAAGUUGCUACAGAAUUUGAAGAACGAGCUAAUUUUCCACACGUUAUUGGAGCAAUCGAUGGGAAACAUAUUCGAGUAAUCAAGCCAGAGGGCAGUGCAUCAAUGAACUUCAAUUAUAAACAUUUUUUUUUCAUUCUCUUACUGGCAGCAUGUGAUUCAAAUUACAAAUUUUUAUACAUUGACGUAGGAGCACCAGGAAAAUCAAGUGAUUCAACAACUUUUAAAAACUCAACGCUGUAUACAUUGUUAAAAACUAACAAAAUUAAAUUACCACCACCCAAACCCCUUUCAGACGAAAGGUCAGACAAAAUUCCUUAUUUUUUAAUUGGAGACGAGGGAUUUGGACUUUGUCAAUUUCUUCUGAGACCAUUUGGUGGAAAAUAUUUGUCUAUGGGUAAAAAAGUAUUUAAUUACCGCCUUACAAGAGCCAGAAGAUACAUCGAAUGCAGUUUUGGAAUACUUAGUAAUGUUAACUAUUCUACUCAAUAA
Metopolophium dirhodum (rose-grain aphid) is the source of this 939-nucleotide messenger RNA. RefSeq lists its product as uncharacterized. The transcript has 2 exons. NCBI's taxonomy places the organism in Eukaryota, Metazoa, Arthropoda, Insecta, Hemiptera, Aphididae. Bases 1 to 939 code for a protein of 312 amino acids. The record is from RefSeq and is a predicted model, not a curated record.